UUACAAUCGAUAUAGUAGCCAGAUUCAUCGACAUUUUAUUAUCAUUUUCUAAAAUCUUCCCCGGCCAAACCAGAUAAGCUCGUUGCGGAAAUUACUUCCUUACAAAUUUCCUCCAAAUAAUUAGAAAUAUAACUAAGGCGUGACAAACUCGUCACGUAUUGCGUGACUUAGUGGUUGUUCAUUUCUACUCGUCUAUGUGUGAUUUUCGGUCGAGUUUCACCAAGGCACGUCGAAUAUUCAUCGCCUCCAAGGCAGAGAAACGCGAAGAUGUCUAAGUCUUUGAAUUUGGGAUUUGGUUACUUUAUUGACAGUUCCCUGCAAACUGCUACCAAACGCUUUUCACACAAGAAACUUUGGAAUGUUAUACUUCAUGUUGUGACAUCUUGGCCCAAGGCUUGGGCUAUACUAUGUAUUGGACGCAAUAUUCUACCCAUCUCUCUCCAGUUGUUACUUAUUAUUUUGAAAUGUCUCCUGUGUAUUGCACAAGAGCCUCCAAUGGGGUUUGUAUAUUCCAUUCUGUACAAUGUCUUGGCAUACUACGCUGUAUAUAUACACACUGGCGUAACAACUUUCCAGGCUGGCAUUGUCAUCAGUUUAUGCCUGGUGCUUCAAUUCUUGGGACACCUUCUCUUUGAAGGUGAAACUCCCCAGAGACUACCAACUAAAGAAGACAACUUGCUAUUUAAAAUACUGGAUCUGGCAAAUGAGUUCUUUCUGGCACCAUUCCAUUUCAGCUUAACAUUGUUGAUCAGGUUCGACUUUCUACCAAUUUUAAGGUGGCGCUCAGAUGCGGCAUUACACAAACUUAUAACAUCAACACAAGAGAUCAAGUAUGGCAAAAAGUCACCAUGAGAUGCCAAGUUCAACCACACAACUUGUUUCAAGCAAAAUUUAAGAACUUCUGCUGGAACUAUGACACUGUGUCAAAGCUGAAAGCUAAGCACUUUUAGUUAAUUUUUUACUUUCACCCCGGCGACUGAAAAGGAAUUUCUCCAACAUCAAUACAUUUCACAGCAGAGAGGUGUGGAAUGAAAGACAAUAAUCAAAUAAAAAAUUGUUCCUUAGCAAUUUUUCUGAGCUAAAAUUAAUAAAGUUAAAGGUGAAUGGCAA
This is a messenger RNA of Pocillopora damicornis (cauliflower coral), 1110 nucleotides long. RefSeq lists its product as uncharacterized. The record is from RefSeq and is a predicted model, not a curated record. Lineage: Eukaryota; Metazoa; Cnidaria; Anthozoa; Scleractinia; Pocilloporidae.